ACUAAACCAUUGACUUGUCUUUAGCGUGUCUCUUUUUUUUUUGUGGCAAGAUUGUGAAUUGAUUUUCCAACUAUACAGAAAAGUAUUCAAGUCAGCCCAGUUGUGGGUCCUUUUUAACGUACAAUUUUCCAUAUGAUUAAUGAUUAUGGUAUGUGUGGUUCAUGUAUUCCCAGAACAGACAAUAACCAUUCCUGUGAUACUAUUAUUCCACUUUGAUGAUUAAGUAGGAUUGGAAAAACCUCGCUUGUAGCCAAAAUCAAUAAAUUGCUAUGCUGAUUUAGUCAUUGAGGGGAUUACGGCUUCGAACAACUCUUUGAGAGAUUGAUUUUAAUUUCAGUUUAACUAAAUAUAUUUCUUUGUGAACCUCAAGCUAUAUGUAAUGGAGUGAGUCUACAUACCAUUUGCAUAUAUUGAGGCCACAACCCCUGAAUAUAAUUUUCAGCUUUUCACACCUUCGCCUGCAAAAGUUGUGCAAGAUGAAAUCAGCUUCAUAUGCCCACCUUCUUUUCUGGUCACUCAUUAUUUUUUUCAUCUCUUUGAUGGUAAUUACCUCCACUGCUCUGGAUACUGUCACUCCAAUCGAACCACUCCAUGAUGAUAAGACUUUAGUUUCCACAGGUGGGAACUUCGAGCUGGGAUUCUUCAGUCCAGGCAGCAGCACCAGAAGAUAUGUGGGAAUUUGGUUCAAGAAUAUCUCAGUCAUGACGUAUGUUUGGGUUGCCAAUCGAGAGACUCCACUUCUUGAUUCAUUUGGCGUUCUUCAGAUGACAAAUCAGUCUGUUCUGACACUUGUCAACAGCACAGGAGGAGUGGUAUGGUCUAGCAACACAUCAAGAUCAGUAUCAAAUCCAGUUGCGCAACUUUUAGACUCAGGGAACCUUGUUGUCAGAGAUUCAAAAGAUGAUAGCCUUGAUAAUAUGUUAUGGCAGAGUUUUGAUUAUCCCUGUCAUACUCAGCUACCAGGAAUGAAGUUGGGAAAGAACUUCGUUACUGGGUUGGAUCGAUUCCUAACUUCCUGGAAAAGCAGCGAUGAUCCUUCCCCAGGUAGCUAUACGUACCGGAUUGAUCCCACAGGAUACCCACAACCAUUCCUUUUGAGAGAUAAUGUUGUGCAGUUUCGAGAUGGUCCAUGGAAUGGUCUCUGGUUUUCAAGUACUAGUAGGCUACCAACUUUUUCUCCUAAUGAAGUUGAGUUUGUUUUGAAUAACAGGGAGAUGUACUAUGUCUAUGGUAACUUCUCACUCGUCACUAACAGAGUAUUGGACCCCUCUGGACACAUCCAUCGUCAACAAUGGAUUAAUCAUACACAAGGUUGGGCUACGUACUUCUCGAAACCUGACGAUAGUUGCGACAUUUAUGGUGCGUGUGGCGCCUUUAGUAGUUGUAACCUUGCAAACAAUCCUCAAUGUCAAUGCAUGAAUGGUUUUGUGCCCAAGUCUGUUACAAAUUGGAAUGCAGGAAAUUGGAUGGAUGGGUGUGUUCGUAGUGCUCCAUUGAAUUGCAGUGUUAGUCAUGGGUUCAUCAAGUAUCCUCAUGUUAAAUUGCCUGACACCAGAUAUUCCUGGUAUAAUACAACAAUGAUGCUCGACGAAUGUAGGGGAAUGUGCUUGCAGAAUUGCUCCUGUGUGGCGUAUGCUAAUUUAGACAUAACUAAUGGAGGAAGUGGGUGCUUGUUGUGGAUUAAUACCGUGAUUGAUGUGAAAGUUCUGUCAGCUUCUGGACAAGAUUUAUAUGUGAAGGUGCCCUUAUCAAAGUUGGGUGGUGAUAAGAAAAAACGACUAUGGAUUUCUAUACGCGCCACUUUAGCAGUUUUGACUUUGAUGCUUCUCUGUGGAGCUACAUUAUAUAUUUUGUGGAGGCGGCGGAAGAGCAAAGCAAACUGCAAUGCUAGUAGUAAAAUCAGCACUAAUAACAACAAUGAAGGAGAAUCUGAGCUGCCAAUAUAUGCUUUUGAUGUGAUAGCUAAAGCUACAAACGAUUUCUCCGUUUAUAACAAACUUGGACAGGGUGGCUUUGGACCUGUAUACAAGGGAGUGCUGAGUGAUGGACGAGAGAUAGCUGUGAAAAGGCUCUCUAAGGAUUCAAGACAAGGACUAGACGAAUUCAAGAACGAGGUUAUAUUUAUUGCAAAGCUCCAGCAUAGAAAUCUUGUGAGACUUACGGGAUGUUGUGUUGAAGCAGAAGAGCGGUUGCUUAUCUACGAGUACAUGCCCAAUAAAAGCUUGGACUGCUAUAUAUUUGAUCCAACAAGCAAUAACUUGCUAGAUUGGCCAAAGCGCUUAGAGAUCAUCAAUGGAAUUGCUCGAGGACUUCUAUAUCUUCAUCAAGAUUCUAGACUAAGAAUUGUUCAUCGAGAUCUCAAGGCGAGCAAUAUACUACUUGAUGCCGAGAUGAAUCCAAAAAUCUCUGAUUUUGGGUUGGCUAGAACAUUUAAUGGAAAUGAAGAUGAAGCACAGACAAUGCGAGUUGUUGGAACAUAUGGCUACAUGCCUCCAGAGUACACUAUCGAUGGGCUAUUUUCAGUGAAAUCUGAUGUCUUUAGUUUUGGAGUAUUAGUUCUUGAGAUCAUAAGUGGCAAGAAAAAUAGAGGAUUCAGUCAUCCAGACCACUAUCACAGCCUUCUUGGACAUGCAUGGACACUUUUCAAAGAAGGUACAGCUUUGGAUCUAGCAGAUCCGUUGAUUCAGAACUCGAGUUAUGCGUACCAACUGCAGAGGUCAAUCCAAAUCGGCCUGUUAUGUGUUCAGCAACAUCCGGAAGAUAGACCGAGCACGUCACUCAUUGCUGUCAUGUUAAGCAGUGAUUGUGAAUUACUUGAACCUAAAGAGCCUGGCUUUUAUAUCGGAAGGUGUUUGCCACAAGAAUCAAGAUCCAAUGAUUGCACUAUAACAUCGCUUCUUGGCAGGUAGGAUGUGUAAUUCAAGAUACAACCAGAAACCGCACGUCAAAAUGUCUUCUAAAAUGGAUCAACAGACAGAGUUCCGAUUCUAGGAACUAAAGCAAGUUAUAUAUUUUUUGGAGAGACAGAACCACUCUUGAGUCUUGACUGUCUAUACUAUAGCAACAAUAACAAUGUCAAAGCCUUAAUCUCCACCAGAUGAGGUCGUCUGCAUGAGUCAAGACAUUAUCUCUGAUGGUCGUCUAUGUAGAUUAUAUGCCUCAAUUCUCUUAUGUCAAGCAUAUAACUGUCCCAUGCUCUGGUUAUUGUAAGCCCUCUGUCCAAGGUAGUCAUUUUUGUACUCUCUCGACUUCUUCUAAAAAGUUUCUAAUUGUACUAUAAACACUUCACCAUAUGUUUCUAAUGCCUCAUAUUGCUACCAGGGGAUAUUUUUAUUUCCUC
Beta vulgaris subsp. vulgaris (sugar beet) is the source of this 3340-nucleotide messenger RNA. RefSeq names its product G-type lectin S-receptor-like serine/threonine-protein kinase At4g27290. The coding region runs from base 477 to 2909 and encodes 810 amino acids. The record is from RefSeq and is a predicted model, not a curated record. Gene Ontology annotation, biological process: protein phosphorylation; recognition of pollen. Gene Ontology annotation, molecular function: protein serine/threonine kinase activity; ATP binding. The transcript has 7 exons. NCBI's taxonomy places the organism in Eukaryota, Viridiplantae, Streptophyta, Magnoliopsida, Caryophyllales, Amaranthaceae.